Molecule: messenger RNA, 1435 nt
Organism: Prorocentrum cordatum
Lineage: Eukaryota; Dinophyceae; Prorocentrales; Prorocentraceae
Source: the annotation of a GenBank genome assembly
AUGCGCUACGCGUUCCGCCAAGUGAAGAAGAAGGAACAGAGGGAGCAGCUCAACCGCAACGCCGAAGAGGGCAUCCAGCGACGGCCGUGCGUGGUCAUCGGGCAUCAAGGCGAGAACACCUGGGUCUCGCUGGGAGGGCGCACCAUGCGUGUGGCCCCAGUGCACAUCAAGGCGCUCGCUCGGGACGACGUCUGGUUCCCGAACGGCAAGGGCGAAAUCGGCCAGGCGGUGGCCGAGCUCAACGAGGCUCGCGUCUCACUCGAGCAGGAGGAGGCGCCCGUGGAGGAUAUCCGCCCGGAGCCAGGCGAGCCCAAGACCAAGCCAGACGAAAUGAAACAAGCUUGGCGGGAAUUCAUUGACAAGCCCAAUGACGACGACCUCAGGCUGGACUUUCAAGAGGACCCGCAGCCGGAGCAGUCGGUAGAGGAUCAGCCCACCGAGCCACCGCCAACAGACAUGGACGAGCAACGCUACGGCGCAGCCGAGUCUCGACGUCGGCGAGCAGCCGUUGACGGGGCCGACAGCUGUGAUUUCGGCCCGGCUUUUAAUCGCCUGCAGACCUCGAGGGAACAGGCGAGCUCAGCCGCCGCAUCACCGAGGGCAGCCUCGAGUGACCCAGAGGCGGCGCCCAGCGGCAGCGAGCCCGCCGAGCCCAAAUCAGAAGGGGCUCGACAGAGCUCACGGUCGGCUCCUAAAGUGGCGAUGCAGACGUCCAUCGACGCUGAUAGGAUCAAGCGCAAGCAGGCCGAAAAGGAGACCCACUGGGGGGCCAUCAAGGAGUCCGAGGCAGCCCGAGGCAAAGUCAAGGCCAACCUUUCCUUGCCUGGCCGGUUCGUCUACCUGGGCAAAACCGCGCCGCUCCGGACCGACAAGCACCCGCUGCCGGUUCGGUUCGGCCUGGAGAUCUACGCGGCGGAAGUGGAAGCUGCUUUCAUGCAAGGCGACGAGCAGCCCGACCAGGAGCUGUUCAUGGCUCAGCCCCGCGAGGGCCUACCUGGGCUACGCCCGAAGCAGAUGAUCAAUCUGAUCAAGAGACUCAAGCGGACUUCGCUCGUGGCGGAGGAGAAGAUAAGGUACAACAUCAUGUUCAGCCUACGCCAGCACUCGCUGGAUCCAGUGCCGCACCACGGUUACGACAAGCACGGGGAACUGCGCGCGGUGGUGGUCGUCCAAGUGGACGACCUGCUGCUGGGCAUCUCGCCAAGUACCCUACUUUGUACGACAGUCUCUGCAAGCUUUUGCCGUGGGCGACUGGAGAGGUUUGCGUUCACAUUCUGUGGCAAACAAGCAUGGCGCGACGAAGAGGGCGUGAUACACCUACGACAGACCGAAUACGCGAACAUCUGCGAGGGGAUCGCUCUCAACAAGGAGCGCAAGAUGGAGCUGAAAGCGGAGGCGACGCCGACCGAGUUCUCGGAAAGCCGCUCCGAGCUUG